CAGAUGUAAGAGGUGUGACGUGGCGUCAACACAACCGGCGAUAUCUGGCGAAUGCGACAACGUGCACGCGGACGGCUGAAUUCAAAUUAAAGAAAAUGUUGGUAACUGCUACAGUGUCUUCAGUUGAGAGGCAAGUUGCAACAACACGUAUUCGGAGAAUCUUCUAUUUUUUGGUGCUUUCGUGUUUUGGUUUUGUAUUUCUGUUGCUAAGCUGUACAAGCAGUGGUCACAAACUAAAUAUACGAAGACGUCAUAUUCCAAAAAGAUCAUCCGUCAUGUCUCUCUACCUUUCACCUACCCGCCUUUCACCUUCCAUUCGUUCACCAUCUGACGUUUCACUUGCCAACUCUUCACUAUGGAAUUCUGUCGGUUGUAACACGAAAUACCCUCUGUUUUCGUGUCAGUCCCACGGCAAGAAGCGCAGUGGAGGUCUUGGCAAUUUGAUCGCUGUCACUGCAGUACAUUUCCGACAUCCUAUCCUUCAGAGGCAUUGGAACAGUUGCGCAAUCGUUGGCUCAUCAGGCCGUUUGCUGAAAACUGAAUAUGGCCCCCACAUCGAUGAUCACGAAAUUGUCGGCAGAAUCAACUACCCGCCCAUAAAGGGAUACGAAAAACACGUUGGAUCCCGACCUUCCGACAUCCAUUUCUUUGGGGACAAAAUAGCCAGAUGUUUCAACGAAAUCCACCCUGAGACCAAGCUGGUGGUUUUUCCUCUCCCGUAUAACUCAAGGCGUAGAGACGUUUCUUUCAGAAAAUGCGACGCUAACAGAAAAUUGCCGUUGUAUUCAAUUUCAAAUUAUAUUAUGGACUUUGCCAGAACGCUAAUUUACAACUAUUCACUAGCCCACCGUCCUGCCAAUGUUAAGGCGGAUAAGGUCAUAAACAAAAUGGCAUCGUCAGGUUUUCGGUCGGUUGUGUUUGCUAUGAUGAUGUGCAACCACGUCGAUGUGUAUGGAUUUGGACUGAGUGGAGAUAAAGAAGAGCCGGUUCAUUACUUUGAGAAAAGCAGAAACCACCAACUAUUUUUUACGUAUCACUAUCCUAAUUAUGAAUUUGAGCUCUUAAGCCAUUGGCCAAACGCGACAUCGUCCGACUUCUAUCCCGGUUUUGGCAAAGUACGGGUGUUUACAUGAACGUCAAGCAGAUGAAUUAGUAUAUAUGCUAGACAAAUGUACGUCUGUAGUUCGUGUGUUAAAUACUUACCAUAUAUAAUUGUAACACUGUUUUACACUACACUAAAUUGUUUAGCGUUUCCGUUUAGCUAUAGACGGGCUUCUUGUAACAUUGUGCUAAGUUAUAAGUUCAACAUGAAGUGAGUUUGUGUUUGACUGUA
Corticium candelabrum is the source of this 1333-nucleotide messenger RNA. RefSeq names its product beta-galactoside alpha-2,6-sialyltransferase 1-like. Gene Ontology annotation, molecular function: sialyltransferase activity. The record is from RefSeq and is a predicted model, not a curated record. The transcript is spliced from 4 exons. Bases 96 to 1133 code for a protein of 345 amino acids. Lineage: Eukaryota; Metazoa; Porifera; Homoscleromorpha; Homosclerophorida; Plakinidae.